GAGCGCCGGCCGUGGAGGGAGGGAGGGAGGGAGGAGACGUGGGCCAGGAGGGGGAGGCAGGCAGCCAGCGAGCCAGCCAGCGGGCGGGCGGCAGGCGGGUUGGCGAGCCAGGCGGCGGGGCGCUCAUGUCCACGUCCCCGGGUCCAGGGAUGCCCUCUGUCUGUUUAGUAGCUACACUCCUUUUAGCAUCAUCUAUCACUUUCGUCUCAGGAGAAGCAGAAGUAAAGUUCACUGGACAAACAGAAUUUGUAGUUAAUGAAACUUCUACAACAGUUAUACGUCUUGUUAUCGAAAGGACAGGAGAACCUGUGAACAUCACAGCUAUUGUAGCGAUUCAGGGUGAAAAUACAGGUGACUUUUUCGAUACAUACGCAGCAGCAUACAUAUCUGAAGCUGAGACAAAUAGAACUGUGUACAUUUCUGUGUGUGAUGAUGAUCUUCCAGAAGCUGAUGAGACAUUCAUGUUUUAUUUGACACUGCAGAAGCCGCUUCCAGGAGUAACAAUUGGAUUGCCAAGAGUUGUAACUGUGACAAUUUUAUCAAAUGACAAUGCCUUUGGAAUUAUCUCUUUUGACAUGCCUGCCUUAAUCACACUGAAUGAACCCAGAGGUAGGAAUCAGUCUGUGCCUCUUACUCUAGUUAGGGAGAAAGGAACCUAUGGAACUGUCACUGUGAUUUAUGAGGUGGAAGGUGUUCCAAAUUCUCCGGAAGAAGACCUGAGUCCAGUAAGGGGAAAUAUCAGUUUUCCUCCCGGCACAGCUGUAUUGAUUUAUAACUUAUUUGUUCUGGAUGACCAGAUUCCAGAAAAUGAUGAACUAUUUAUUCUUCAUUUGAAAAGUGUUGGAGGAGGAGCUGAAAUCAAUACAUCAAGAAAUUCUGUUGAAAUUAUUAUUAAGAAAAAUGACAGCCCAGUGCGAUUUACUCAAAAUAUUUAUAUGGUGCAGGAAGAAGAUGAUACAUUAACAAUCCCAGUAGUUCGGGGUAAAGAUGAUGAUGGAAAUGUAAUUGGACCUGAUGAAAAUGAAGUCUCAAUUCGCUACAGCAUUGUAACUGGGAAUUCAACUACACACGCUCAUCUUAAUUUAGACUUUCUGGAUUUACAGCCAAAUACAACUAUUUUUUUCCCACCUUUAGUGCAUGAAUCUUAUAUUACCUUCAAAAUCCUUGAUGAUACCAUACCAGAAAUUGCAGAGACGUUUCAUAUCAUGCUACUCAAGGAUACUUUACAAGGAGAUGCUGUUUUAACAAAUCCAUCUAUUGUCCAAGUCACCAUUAAACCCAAUGAUAAACCUCAUGGAGUAUUAUCGAUCAAUAGCAUCUUGCUACUUCAUGCAGUUGUUAUUGAUGAAGACCAGAUACUAAGGUAUGAAGGCAUUACUGUUGUAAGGAAUGGUGGAACACAUGGAAAUGUUUCAGUUUCUUGGGUUAUAACCCGUAACAGCAGUGAUCCUUCACCAGUGACUGCAGAUAUUGCUCCAGACUCAGGAGUAUUACACUUUUCUCAAGGGCAGCUAUUGGCAUCACUUCCCCUGAGCAUUGUGAAUGAUAACUUCCCUGAAGAAGCAGAACCAUACCUGCUUAGGAUUCUUGCUCAUACAAUACAAGGAGGGGCAGAAGUGAGUGAACCAGAUGAGCUUUUGUUUUACAUACAAGACAGCGAUGAUGUCUAUGGUGUGGUAAAGUUCUACCCUUUGGAGAAUCAGAGGAUAGAAAGCAGCCCAGAUGGACGGUUCCUGUCCCUUAGCUUUGUAAGGCAAGGAGGAACAGUUGGAGAUGUAAAGCUAUCUUAUACAGUUGUAUAUAUUCCUGCUGGUCCUGUGGAUCCUGAGCGAGCUAAAGAAGGUGUUCUAAACAUUUCUGGAAAAAGCAUCCUCUACAUACCAGAAGGGAAAACGGAAGACAUUGUAAAAAUACCAAUAAGAAAUGAUGCAUUUCUGCAAAAUGGAGCCCAUUUCUUAGUACAGCUGAAAAAAGUUGAACUGCUGAAUAUUAUUCCUCUGAUCCCACCUGUAAGCCCUAGAUUAGGUGAAAUCCAAAAUAUCUCCUUAAAAAUCACACCUGACAUUGCAAAUGGGGAAAUUGGUUUUAUCAGCAACCUUCCAAUAGUUUUACAGGAGCCAGAAGAUUCAGCUUUUACAGAAAUCUCCAUUCCCUUGCACCGGGAUGGGACUGAUGGACAAGCCACAGUGUUUUGGAGCCUGAUACCAUCUGGGAACAACUUAAAAGCAGUGACUAUUGAUGAUAUAAGACCUUUUUCUGGAUCUGUUGUUUUCUUAUCUGGACAAAGUGACACAGCAAUCAACAUUACUGUCCAAGCUGAUGACAUCCCUGAAAUGAAUGAGACCCUGAUAUUGUCAUUAGACAGGGUGAACAUAGAAAAUCAAAUCUUGAAAUCUGAAUAUACUAGUCGUGAACUAAUCAUUCUAGAAAAUGAUGAUCCUGGGGGAGUGUUUGAGUUUGCUUCCUCUUCAAGGGGGCCCUUUAAGAUAAAAGAAGGAGAAUCUGUUGAACUUCUGAUUGUUCGAUCCAGAGGAGCCCUUGUUAAGCAGUUUCUACGUUACACAGUAGAGCCAAGAGACAACGAGUUUUAUGGGAACACAGGAGUUCUGGAAUUUAAACCUGGGGAAAGAGAAAUCAAAAUUACCCUCUUAACAAGGAUAGAUGGGAUUCCAGAGUUGGAUGAAUUUCACUCAGUGGUACUCAGUAGCCAUGGUGAACUACCAAGUAAGCUGGGAAAUGCCACAAAGGUCAACAUAACCAUUCUGAAGAAUGAUGAUCCACAUGGAAUAAUUCAGUUUGCAGAGGAAGGACUGAUUGUAACAAUUAAUGAAAGUAAAGGGAGUGACAUCUAUGCUGCUGUAUUUCCAGUUGUAAGAAGCCAAGGAACCUUUGGUAAUGUGAACGUGUCCUGGGCAACUUACCCAGUUUUUACAGCUGAUAUCUUUCCUGAACAAGGGACAGUUUACUUUGGGAAUGAGGAAUAUUCCAAAAAUAUCACAAUUUAUUCAGUUCCUGAUGUGAUACCUGAAGAAAUGGAGGUGUUCUUCAUUAGUCUUUUCAAUAAUACAGGAGGUGCUAGAAUGGGAAAUAUAACAACUGCAACCUUACAGAUUACAAAAAAUGAUGACCCAAUUUAUUUUGCAGAUCCUAUCGUCAUGAAGGUUCGUGAAGGUGGCAUUGCUAGCUUUGUAGUCAUUAGAAAUGGCUCUGAUGCUGAUGUUGUUUCAGUUUUGUAUUCUACUGUUAAUGGAGGAGCCAGUACAGACGAAGACGACUUCAUUUUUAGUGAAGACAGUGGAGUGCUUUCCUUUGAUGUUGGAAUAAGAGAACAGAACAUAACCGUGUUUAUCAAAGAUGAUGAUAUCCCAGAGUCAGAUGAGACUUUUUAUAUAAUUCUCUUCAACUCUACAGGAGACACAGUAGUCUACGGAUCUGGAAUGGCAACUGUAAUUAUUGAAGCUAAUGAUGAUCCAAAUGGUAUUUUCUCCUUGGAACCUACAAGUAAAGUAGUGGAAGAAGGCAAAACAAAUGAAUUUAUGGUUCUGAGGCAGAGAGGCCACUUUGGCAACGUGUCUUUGGCCUGGCAGCUCUUUGAGAACAAUUCAACUUUGGACCCAGGAGAAGAAUUCUUUGAAGUCUCUGGGGUUAUACAGUUCAGAGAUGGUGAAUGGUCACAGCCCAUAACUCUUCAUGCUAUUCCUGAUAAAAUUCCUGAAUUCAAUGAAUUUUACAUUCUCAAGUUGGUGAAUACUUCAGGUGGUUUCCCAGGUCCUGGUGGCCAACUAGCUGAAACCAACCUUUCUGUGUGUGUGAUGAUCCCAUUUAAUGAUGACCCUUUUGGGGUCUUCAUCCUAGAUCUUGAAAGCCAGGACACAGAAAUUGCAGAAGAUGUUCUGUCUGAAAAUGAUAUGUCCAACAUUGCCAGCUUCAUGGUAUGGAGACAGCAGGGGACCUUUGGAGAUGUCCGUGUUGGCUGGGAAAUACUAUCGAGUACACUGAAAGAAGGGUUACCAAUGAUGAUUGACUGCUUAUUGCUUGGAAAAUUUUCAAAUUCAGUGCAGUCACAACCUCACAUGCGGCGUCAUCACACUGGAACAGAUGCUUUAUAUUUUAGUGGGGAAGAGGGUGCAUAUGGAAUUGUUGAUCCUGAGUUCCAUGUCAGUAAGAACAGAACGCUUGCCAACUUUACCUUUUCUGCCUGGGUAAUUCCUAGUAUCAACAGUGAAGGAUUCAUAAUGGAAAAGGAUAAUGGCAAUGGAACAAUGUAUUAUGGAGUAAAAAUCCACACAAACGAAUCCCAUGUUUCCAUAAGGCUUUAUUAUACACCACUGCAGUCAAAUGUGACAUAUGCAGCUAAGAUCACAGUUGUGAAAUACUUAGAGGAAAAUAGUUGGCUUCAUCUUCUGAUUACAUUGGAUGAUGGCAUAAUUGAGUUUUUCAUUGAUGGAAAUCCUGUGCCUGGAGGCAUUAAGAGCCUUAAAGGAGAAGCAAUUGCUGAUGGCCCCGGAAUAAUGAAAGUUGGUGCUGGAAUGAAUGGCAACAACAGAUACAAGGGGAUUAUGCAAGAUGUGAGACUUUAUGAGCGCAAACUAACUAAAGAGGAAAUCUAUGAACUUCAUGCCACCCCAGCAAAAUCGGACCUUCACCCCAUCUCUGGGUACUUAGAAUAUCGACAAGGAGAAACCAAUAAGUCAUUCAUUGUUUCUGCCAGGGAUGAUAAAGAAGAAGAAGGGGAAGAACUAUUCAUCCUGAAGCUUGUUUCUGUUCAUGGAGGAGCACGAAUCUCACAAGAAAACACAACUGUAAAAUUAAGAAUCCAGAAGAGUGAUAAUGCCAAUGGUCUGUUUGGUUUCACAGGAGCAUGUAUUCCAGAGGUUUCUGAUGAAGGGUCUACUGUUUCUUGUGUCAUAGAGCGCACCAGAGGAGCCCUGGAAUAUGUCUUUGUCUAUUACAGCAUAUCUCAGAUUUAUUCUGAUGGCAUUAAUUACUCUGUUGUUGAUUUUGCUAACACGAGUGGAAUGAUCACAUUUUUUCCUUUCCAAAGAUCAGAGGUUUUGAAUUUGUUGGUGCUUGAUGAUGAUAUUCCUGAACUAAAUGAAUAUUUUCAGGUGAUUUUGGUGUCUGCUGUUUCUGGAGAUGGAAAAAAAGGUUCAACGCCAACUAGUGGAGCAAGCAUUGAUCCAGAGAAAGAAACUACCUACAUCACUAUUAAAGCCAGCGACCACCCUUAUGGUUUAUUACAGUUCUCAGUGGAGCAGCCUCCAGAAGACAGUGAGGAAGUAAUUCUACCAGUCACUAAUGCACCCCAUAUCACCGUGAAGGAAGAAGUAGGGCAUAUCAGGUUGCUAGUUGUCAGAGCACAAGGCCUACUUGGAAUGGUUCUGGUACAAUAUAAAACUGUUUCACUAACAGCAUUUAGUCCCCAAGAUUAUCAGGGUAUUAAAAGCACCUUGGAAUUUCUGCCAGGAGAAAGAUACAAGUACAUUAUCGUUAACAUUACAGAUAAUUCCAUCCCUGAACUGGAAAAAGCUUUUAAAGUGGAGUUGUUUAAUACAGAAGGAGCAGUUGCUGAACUCUUUAAUGAUGGCAGUGGUAGUGGUGAUGGGAAUUUGGACUUCUUCCUGCCAGCUGUCCAUCAACAGGCUAGUUUGGGUAUAGCCUCUCACAUCAUAGUGACUAUUGAAGCCUCCGAUGAUGCUCAUGGUGUUUUUGAAUUCAGCCCUGAAUCACUUGUUGUUAAUGGAACUGAACUUUUGGAUGGAGUUGGAACAGUCAUGUUUGAGGUUGUAAGAAAUUAUGGUGCAUUGUCCCAGGUGACUUUGUAUUGGCUACUUGCACCUGAUGAUAAUGAGGAUCUGGUGGCUACGUCUGGCAACAUAACUUUCAAUAUAGAACAAAGGAAAGCAAAUUUAACAAUGCAGAUCAUGCCUGAUGAAAUCCCAGAACUUGAUAAGAUGUUUUCACUUUGGAUUAGCAAUGUUUCCUGUGGACGUCUUGGAGUUCAUACCAAUGCUACAUUAAUCAUUCUUGCGAAUGAUGACCCCUAUGGGCUUUUGAUUUUUUCUGAGAAAAACAAACCAAUCAAAAUUGAGGAAGGAAACAAGAAUGUCACCCUUACAGUCAUGCGAUUAAAAGGUCUCAUGGGAAUAGUCAUGGUUGCAUAUCAAACCAUGGCUGAUGAGGAUGAUUCACCCUUUCUGCUGCCAAAAGUUUCCAGGGCAACCUGUGGACAAGAUUAUCUUCCCAUUUCUGGAUUUGUAAUCUUUGCAAGCAGUGAAAGUGAGGCUACCAUAGAGCUUCCCAUUCUGGAUGAUAAUGAACCAGAGAAACCUGAAUCUAUAUUUGUGGAGUUGCUUGCUGUUACUCUGAUAGAAGGAUCCCAGUAUCGGCCAAUUCCAGAUUCUCCUCGACUUGGGCCUAAGGGUGAUAGAAUUGCUCAUGUGAUUAUCAAUGCCAAUGAUGACGCUUUUGGAACACUACAGCUCUCGGUGCCAGCCGUGCGAGUGGCUGAAAAUUACAUUGGACCACUCGUCAAUGUCACAAGAAUAGGAGGAAUUUUUGCAGAUGUUUCAGUAAAAUUUAAAGCUGUGCCAAUAACAGCAACAGCUGGUGAAGACUACAGUGUAGCUUCAUCAGAUGUUGUCUUAUUAGAAGGAGAGACCAGCAAAGCUGUGCCAAUUUAUAUAAUAAAUGAUAUCAGCCCUGAGAUUGAAGAAUCCUUUGUUGUACAAUUGCUCAAUCAGACAACAGGGGGAGCUUUACUUGGAAGUCUAACUCAGGCUGUUAUUACCAUAGAGGCCUCUGAUGACCCAUUUGGCUCUUUUGUCUUCCAGAUCAUAGAAAUCACUGUUGAAGAACCUGAGAUCGAUACAGUAAAGGUUAACCUUCCAAUUAUUCGCAAUGCUGGAACACUGGGCAAUGUGACCAUUAAAUGGAUUGCCACCAUUAAUGGGCAACCUGCUGACAGUGACUUGAGGGCCUCCUUGGGUGACAUUCAGUUUUUACCUGGGGAGGCCACAAGGAAUUUGACCUUGGAAAUAGUGGCUGAUGAUGUCCCAGAAAUAAAAGAGGUGAUCCAAGUGAAAUUAAUUCAGGCCUCAAAUGGAGGUAAUAUUGGACCAGAUGGAGUGGCAAAUGUUAUAAUCUCUGCCAAUGAUAAGCCAUAUGGCAUAGUUUCCUUUCACCAAGCCAUUCAUCAAGUUCAAGAACCAAUGGGGAGAAGUUCACUUACAAAUAUAACUAUAAAGAGAAGUGGUGGAAGAUUUGGGCAGCUACAGAUUUUCUACAGCACUUUUGAAAUUGACAUUGCAACUCUCGCUGCAGAGCAAGGCCUGGAUCUCUUUUCUUACUAUGAAACACGAGUCCAAGGAAUUCCAGACCAAUCUGAGAUGAUUAGAGUGAAUGUUUCUUUAGCAUAUGAUUCACUGUACAAUUGUGCAAUGUUGUGCCUGAAAGAACAAGCAUGUUCAGCCUUCUCAACUUCCAGUGCCUCUGGAAUUCCAUCAUGCUUUUGGGUUGCAUCUUGGGAUGAUCAUGUAACCAACAACUCAGCUUUCUGGACCUACAAGAAAAAUCUUACUACUGUAUCCAAUCUUUUGAGUACAAAAGCAAGUGCUAAUAGUGACUAUGAGACUGUUACAAAGCAAUGGAUGAUAAUGGCAGAAGGAGAGGAGUUUGCAAACCUUACAGUAACUAUACUUCCUGAUGACUAUCCAGAACUGGAUGAAAAGUUUGGCAUAUCUCUGUUAAAAGCAGUGCUGGUGAACAUUUCUACUAAUCUUGAAAAUCAGCCAGUCAUAGGACAACCAAACACUUCUACAGUUACCAUAUUAAUGAAUGGAGAUGCUUUUGGUGUGUUUGUGAUAACCAGCAUUAGUCCUAAUACAACUGAAGAUGGUCUUUAUGUAGAAGUUCAAGAAUGGCCUCAAAACACUGUGCAAUUAAUGAUACAUAGAACAGAAGGAAGUUUAGGACAGGUGAUAGUGGAAUGGAGCAUAGCUGGUGGCACAGCUACUCCAGAUGUAGAUUUCAUUGGUGAUGGGGAAAUCCUGAAUUUUGCAGAAGGUGAAACAAAAAAGUUGAUAACUCUGACAAUUCUAGAUGACUUGGAACCCGAGGAUGAUGAAAGCAUUCUAAUUAGUUUGACAUACACUGAAGGCGGCAGUCGUAUUCUACCUGGCUCAGACACUGUUACGGUGGUUAUUCUGGCCAAUGACAAUGUGGCAGGAAUUAUUAGUUUCCAGACAGCCUCAAGAUCUAUUAUUGGUCAUGAAGGAGAACUGUUACAAUUCGAUGUGCUAAGAACUGCACCAGGAGCUGGGAAUGUCUCUAUUGAGUGGAAAAUUGUUGGGUACAAUGUGGAUCAAACCUUUGAAAAUACUUUUGGCAUGGUUUCUUUUUUGGAGGGGUCAUUGAACACAACCUUGUAUGUUCACCUACUGGAUGAUCAUAUUCCUGAAGAAAACGAAGAAUAUCAAAUAAUUCUGCAUAAUGUUAGAACUGAAGGGGUCACUUCUACUGGAGCUGCUGUCCUCGACAGCCAAGGUUAUGAAGCAGUUUUGACUGUAGAGGCUAGUGAUGAGCCACAUGGAGUCUUGAAUUUUGCACCUUCAUCAAGAAUUGUUUUGGUUCAAGAAGGGAACAUCACGAUUCAGCUUUUCAUUAACAGAGAAUUUGGAUCUCUAGGUGUCAUCAAUGUAACCUAUACAACAGUUUCAGGAUUUCUUGACUUAAAGAAUCAGACAGAAGGGAUAUUGGCCGAACCAGGUGUUGAUUAUAUACCCUUAUCAGGAUCACUGCUUAUAGAUGAAGGUGAAACAUCAGCAGUCAUAAAUGUUACUAUUUUAGAGGACAAUGUCCCAGAGAUACAAGAAUUCUUCCUCGUUAACCUCACAUCUGUGGAAAUUAUCAUCCAUCCUUCAACAUCUUUCCCUCCCAGACUCGAUGUAAAUGGUUUGGCAGCACAGAUUAUUAUUGAUGCAAAUGAUGGCGUGAGAGGAGUAAUUGGCUGGCAAAACAAAACUUUUGAAAUAAAUGAACUGGAUAGAAGCUUGACAUUAGUGAUAUUCCGGGACCGAGGUUCUUAUGGUGAUGUGUCCUUGUUCUUGUAUGCUCAGAAUCUGGAAGCACAUCAGGGACUGGACUUUAAUAUAUCCUCAAGGACUCUUUCUUUUACUGAUGGAGAACGGUAUAAAUCUGUUGAUGUUAUCAUUUUUGAUGAUGAUAUUCCUGAAGGAGAUGAGAGAUUCCAACUAAUUUUAGCAAAUCCAUCCCUUGGACUGGAGUUGGGAGAAAACACAACAGCUACAAUUACUAUCCUUGCAAAUGAUGAUGGCCAUGGAGUUUUAUCUUUCAACAACAGUGAACAUUUCUUUCUAAGAGAGCAGACAGCACUACAUUUGACGGAAAGUAUUGCGGUGCUGACCGUUGUCAGGGAACCCCCUCAAGGAAUAUUUGGCACUGUGACUGUCCAAUAUCUUGUUCGAGAAAUAAAUUCUUCUGAAGCAUCUGUAGAUUUGAUACCAUCACAAGGCUAUAUUGUUUUAGAAGAGGGAGUCAGAUUCAAGACAUUGCUUAUUACUGCCAUACUAGAUGCUGAACCAGAAAUGGAGGAACAUUUCAUUGUUACUCUGUUUAAUCCAACUGGUGGAGCCAGGCUAGGCACAAGAACAGAAAUUUUUCUCACAGUGCUGCAAAACCAGGCCCCAUUGGGACUUUUCAGCAUCUAUCCAGUUUCAGAUAGGACAACUUCUCUUAUCAUUGAAGAAGCCAAUACUACAGUCUACUUGAAUGUAUCCCGGAGCAAUGGGAUCGACACAUCAGUGAGUGUGGAAUGGGAAACACUGUCUGAUACUGCAUUUGGGAUAAAAGGUGGUUUAAGUGUGUUAUCCACUCUACAAAGUUUUGUGGAAGAUCCAAUAUCUAGCUGGUGUUUCUUUACAGCAGAAGACCGUUUAUAUGGUAUAUUGUUGAGAAGGAAUCCAGCUGUCAAGUCUUCAGUAUACCAGUGGCAGGGUGUUUUGGUACCCAUUGAGGAAUUUAGUAUUGAGUACCCUUUUCACUGCAUUGCAUUUCAAAUCAAUGACUCCCCCUACCUAAUAAUUAUGCAAGAUGGAACAAAUCAGUUUGAAUCUUCUGACAACAUUGUGUAUGCCUUCACCACUGGACUGCAGUUACUACAGAUACAGUCCAUCACUGUACCAUGCAGCACUGAUAUAAAGCAUUUCAGUUUGGACCUUAGUCAUUACUUGAUUAUUGCUAGUUGUGUCUCUGAAUCUAAAUCUCUCCAGAUUUUCAUCUGGAAUAAUGGCAUGUUUGUAUUCCAUCAUCAGCUCUCUGUGAAUGGAGUUCUUAGUGUGGAUGUUUUCUCCAGGGGAGGCUCUACAUACCUAGUAAUAGUACCACCAGACACCACACAAUCUCCUCUUCUAUUCCAGUGGUCAGAGAACAAAUUUAUGAAGCUACAUGAACUGCCAACUAAUGGAGUAACACAAGUAAAAGCCUUGAUAUCUGGAUCUGAUAUCUAUUUAAUUUUUGUAAAAGAGCUCAACAGCACAUGCGAUGUUUUUAUAUGGGAAUCAGGACAACCUUCUUUCAGGCAUUUUCAGUCCCUUUCCGUGAGAGCUGUAAAUGACAUCCACACCUUUCUUCCACUCUCUGGUUUAGUACACAUCCUGUUUGCUAGCAAGCAUAAAUCAGCAAUCUAUUACUGGAACUCAGAAGUGAACCAGUUCUCUCUACUCCUGGAAGCCCCUCCUGCCAAUCAUAUAACUGCUGUCAAUGUAAAAUCUCUAAAUUCCAAUAAAAGUCUAAUUGUUCUGACUGGAGAUCUAUAUUCUUAUGUAUAUGAGUUGACUGCAGUAUCAAAUCAAUCUGAUUUCAUACCUAGUUCAGGUGAACUGAUAUUUGAACCAGGAGAUAAAGAAGUUGUGAUAGCAGUCAAUAUCUUUGAUGACACAGUUCCAGAGGAAGAAGAAUCAUUUAAAGUAUGGUUGAAAAAUCCAAAAGGUGGAGCAGAAAUUGGUCCAAAUGGUUAUGUUACUAUAGUUAUAUCAUCUAAUGAUGAUGCUCAUGGAGUUGUUGGCUUUGCUCAGAGUUCUUUAUUCAAACAAGUAGAAGAAUUAGAACAGGACACUUUCAUCACUCUGAGUAUUGAACGCUUAAUAAGUACCUAUGGACGUGUUACAGUACAGUGGGAGACCAGUGGGAGCAUUAAUGAUAUAUUUCCAACUUCAGGAGUGAUUACUUUUUCGGAUGGUCAAGCUUUAUCCACGAUCACAUUGACAGUCCUUGCAGAUGUCAUUGCUGAGGUUGCAGAGACAGUUAUUGUAAUGCUUACUCAUGUCAGCACUAUGGGCAUUCAGGAUACCCAAAAAGGAGCAACUCUUGACUCAAAGAGAGCAAAAGCUGUACUUACUGUUUUGCCUAAUGACUCUCCUUAUGGCAUAAUAGGAUGGCACACAAAUUCUUACUUUAUAAAUGUAUCAGAACCCGAAGAUAAGUCAACUGUUGUUACUUUACAUAUUCUUAGAGAGCAAGGAUUUGUUGGAGAUAUCCGAGUGCAGUUGGUACCCCAGCCUAUUUUUUCACUUCCCUAUGUUAAUCAAGCCAUGGAAAAUGAGGAUUAUAGACUGGAAAACAAGACAGUUGUCAUGGCAGAGAACAUAACAAUAGCUUCUGUAACUGUAUUCAUUUUGUCGGAUAAUAUUCCAGAAUUACAAGAAAAAUUUGUAAUUAAUAUUACCAGUGUAGAUUUGCUGGACUCUUCUCUUACUGGAGGGCAGCCAUGUGUGAAAAGACUUGGCUUAGAAAUAGCUGUGAUAACGAUUGAAGAGAAUGGUGACCCCAGGGGAAUCUUUCAUUUCAAUGCUACCAAGGAUAUGAGUGGAACAGUGGCUGGUUUUGAGGUACCUCCACCAGAUAACAUUCUGAAGCUUCCAGUUGUUCGAAGGGCAGGGACAUUUGGAACAGUAAAUUUGUACUGGGAAGCCACACCUACAACUGCUGGCCUGGAGGAUUUCACACCAUCAUUUGGGAACCUUACAUUUGCAGAUGGACAAGUGACUGGAGUGAUAGAGAUCACUAUCACAGAUGAUGACACUGUCGAGUUUUUGGAGAUGUUCAGUGUUACUUUGCUUAAAGUGACAGGUGAUGCCCGACUAGGAGAGGAUGUACAAGUGAUUGUUGCUAUUCCACCUAAUGAUUCUCCUGUUGGACUAUUUGGAUUUGAAGAAAAACAUGUAACUGUGAAGGAGCCCCAAUCAAUUGAUGACCCAGCAGCAAAUAUUUUUCUUAAUGUACGCCGGAGUGAAGGGGGCCAAGGAGAAGUCCGGCUUAUCUGGAUCGUUGAGGAGGCCGCUAAAUAUGAUCUCAGCCCUCUUAAUGGAACAGUUUUCUUUGCUGAGAUGGACUCCCAGAAAACCAUAGUUCUGCAAGCAAUUCAAGAUCUGCUGUUGGAAGGUGAUGAAAGCUAUGCAGUUCAGCUUCUAUCUACUGAUGACACUGAGAUAUCACCAAUAAAUGGUAUAGCAACUAUCACUAUAUUGGGAGAUCGUGGAGCUUCUGGGUUUGUUGGGAUAGCUCCAUCAUCCACACAUAUCCUGAUAGGGGAACCUGUAGGAAAAUAUAAUGGGACUUCUUUUAUUGGGAUUGUACGUGGGCCAGGGAUUUCUGGAGAAAUCACAGUCUUUUGGAAUAUCACACCACCCAAUAAGAAGGAAUUUGCGGAGAUAUCAGGAAAUUUUACCAUGAGAGACAAGCAGUCUGCUGCUGUUGUAAUGAUACAGGCUCUAGAUGAUGAUCUUCCAGAGGAAAAACAUUACUAUCAGUUUCACCUAACUGGUAUCAGCAAUGGUGGGAUCAUCAAUGAGUCCACCAGCACAGCCUAUAUCACAAUGGCUGCCAGUGACAUGCCCUAUGGGCAGUUUGCAUUUUCCCAGCAACUACUUCAGGUGGCAGAAGAGGAAAAAUGGGCAAAUGUCACAGUUGUCCGUUCACAUGGAUAUUAUGGGCAAAUUUGUCUCUGGUACCAGAUACAGAAUGGGACAGCAGUACAAGGCAUGGAUUUUGCUCCUUUGUUGAGAGAGCUUACAUUUAAAUCUAAUGAGACUUCUAAAACUAUUUAUAUUGAAAUCUAUGAUGAUGAACUUCCUGAAGGUCCUGAAGAGUUUUCAAUAGAGCUUCUAGGACUGGAACUACUAGGAAGUGGAUUUGAUUUUACAAUAAAAGAAUAUGGACUGCAGAUUGACCAGCCUCCUGGGAUAGGUAAUGCUUCAGCAAUGAGAGUCAUUAUAUCUAAAAGUGACAAUGCAGAAGGAAUAAUUGAAUUUGAUCCACUGUAUACAACUCUACAAGUGGAAGAAGAUGUUGGGGUGAUAAUGAUUCCAGUAAUGCGAAGACGUGGGAAUUAUGGCUAUGUGACUGCAGAUUUCAUGUCUCGAAGUAUUUCAGCACUUUCUGAUGGCGUUGACUACAACAUAGCAAAUAAUACAGUCAUUUUUCAUCAUGGCCAAAAUCAGGGCUUUAUAAGUAUUUUAAUCAUAGAUGAUGAUGAAAGAGAAAAUGCUGAGCAGUUUGAAAUCCAGCUAACAGGAGCCAGUGGGGGAGCAGUACUCGGGCUCCAUCUAGUGACCCAAAUAACAAUUGCCAAGAGUGAUUCCCUACAUGGAAUUGUUCGAUUCCUCAACCAAAGUAGAAUAAUUCUCCCAAAUCCUGAUGUAACAUUGACGCUGUCCUUGGUGCUGGAAAGAACUGGAGGAUUAAUAGGAGAUUCUCAGAUUAAUUGGGACAUUUUAGGACCUAAUUCAGAGGUCAUUUUGCCUGCUCUAAACAGUGACAUUCGUGACCCAGUGAAUGGAUCAUUUUAUUUUGAAGAGGCAGAAGGAGGUCUGAGAAGCAUCCAUUUGGAAAUUUAUCCUUAUGACGAAGUAGAAGUUCAGGAAACUUACAUUAUUAGACUGAAUGCUGUGAAAGGUGAAACUGAAGUGGAUUCCAGGGCUGGCAACAUUACACUAACAAUUCUAAAGUAUGGUGAUCCUAAUGGGAUUGUGCAAUUUGCUCCUGAAUCCUUAUCCCUUGCGUACUAUGAUGAGCCAUCAGCAUCCGAAGGUCCACUGAGUAUCACUCUUUUCAUAAAGAGAAUUCAAGGAACCAUGGGAAACAUUACGGUUCACUGGGAACUAAAUAGUGAUUCUGACUUCACAGAUGAUUUCCUUACAACCAAAGGCUCUGUUGUAAUUCCUGAUAAGCAAAGGACAUCUGAGAUUGUUAUAUCCCUGCUACCAGAUGAUAUUCCUGAAAUGGAUGAGCAUUUUGUGGUGCAUCUCACUUCAAUAGAAGGAGGCGCUGACAUGGAUUUAGAGAAAAGCAUUUCUAAAUUCACAGUCAUUGCAAAUGAUGAUCCCUAUGGAGUAUUUGCCUUAUAUUCUGAGAAACAGUUGGUUUUGGUGGAGAGGGAUAUGAGCAGACACAUCCAGAUCAAUGUAACUCGGCAUGGAGGAACUUUUGCUGAUGUUAUUGUAGAGUAUCAGGUUUCAUCUCCCACUGAAGAAACCCUAGUUGCACCAGCCAAUGCAAAAGGGCAACUGCAAAUUAAAGAAGGUUCCACUUAUGGAGUGAAAACAGUGCCAGUACAAGCUCAGGCAUUUCUUUUCUUGGGCUUGAAUUUUACUUUGGAACUGAAGAGCAUAACCCUUGUUAAUGUCAGUGCCAAGACUGUGCCUAAGAUAUCGGAGACAGGAAUGUCAGUCUCUGUUCCAGUUCCCAAAGAAGCUGCCAAUUCUCAGGUUGCCUUUGAUUCUAUCGUCUUACAACUUACAAAUAUUACAGCAGGGACAACCCAAGCUCUGAUCACUCGAAAAGGAGUAUAUGGCUCUAUAACAGUUGUCUGGAGCUCUGGAUAUCCAACUGGCCUUAAUCCAGAACAUCUUCGCCCAGGGAACAUUACUCCAGCAUCUGGCACUGUCAUAUUUUUCAAUGGUGAACAAAGCAAAACUAUUGUAUUGCAUGUUGUCCCAAAUCCAAGUAGUCCGGAGGUAUUUGCUGUGCAUCUCUCAGCAGUGCAUAGCAAUGUAUCUGGGGGAGCUCAUCUAAGUUCAGAGCACACUAUUGCUGAAAUCGAGCCUUCAGGGAUCUUUCAAUUUGCCUCUAGCUCAAGGAAAAUGUUGGUAAGGGAAGAAGAGCAAACUGUCAGAUUCCAUGUACAAAGACUUUUUGGUUACCAAAGCAACCUCACAAAAGUGUUCUAUCAGACAAUUGCAGGAAGUGCCAAACCGCUAGAAGACUUUGAACCAGUUCUUGGAGGAGAACUUAUUUUUGAGCCUCUUCAGGUUGAUGCUGUGUUUGAAAUCUUGAUCACUGAUGACAGCAUUUCAGAAGGAGAUGAAGUGUUUUUUGUGAAUUUAACAUCUGUGGAAGUUGAUCUAAUCUGGAAUCCACGUUUGAACCUAGAGUUCAGUGUUUCCUCAAUUACCAUAUUGGCCAGUGAUAUCCAUCAUGGAAUCUUAAGCCUUGGACCAGCUGUGAUUUACACUGAAGAAGAUGCCAAUAACAGCAUACCCAACAUGGUUCUCAUACAUAUUAGAAGGACUCAUGGAUUUGUGGGAAAUGUCUCAGUCACUGUUAAAACCCUUGGUAGAAUAAAAGCUCAAAGUGGAACAAAUACAUUCUCAUUUGAGGUUGUGACUGGGAUUUCUAACAUAACCUGGGCAAUUGAAGGGGAAGAUUUUGAGGAAUUGGCUCUGUCUGUAACAUUACUGGAUGGAGAAAGAGAAAGUCAAGUAUCUGUCAAAAUUCUUGAUGAUGAUGAGCCUGAAGGACAAGAAUAUUUUGGUGUCAUCCUCUCUGACCCUCAGGGUGGAGCUCAGAUUACAGAAAUAAUGGACGAAUAUGGAUUUGGAGGUUUUGCCACAAUAAUUAUCAAAGGAAACGAUCUUCAGAAUGGGAUUCUGGGAUUCACUGGGGAGACACAAGAUGGCUUCCUGCUGGAUGAAGAUUCUGAGAAGAGGGACGUGCAGCUCAUUGUCACUCGACAACGAAACAGGGCUUUCGAAGAUGUGGACAUUUUGUGGCGUGUUACCUUUGAUAGAACAUAUGUUGUCCUACAGAAGAAUGGCACAGAUUUGGCAAAUGAACUGAUAGCAAUCACCGGGGUUACAACAUGUAAAGCUGGUCAAACAGAAUGCAUCAUUUCGAUUGAAAUCAAACCUGAUAAUGUGCCUGAACUUGAGACCUCUUUUUUUGUGGAGCUGUACGAAGUUGGUGCAGGAGCAAUGUUAAACAACAGUGCCAGAUUUGCAUACAUAGUAGUCCCAGAAAGUGAUUCUCUUUGGGGUAUAAUCUACUUUGCUGUUGGGUCUCGUCUGGCAGUGGCACUCAAGAAGAACACUUUAGUUCGUCUCCAGGUAGUGAAAGAUUCUAGCACAGCACUGACUGCUUCAGUUGGCUUCAGGACUCAGGAACUGUUGAGGCCUGAAACUGUUGGUCGCAUAAUCAUUUCACCAGCCAUUUCUGGCCAAGAUUUUAUCCAUUCUGAAGGGACAUUGUCCUUUGAACCUGGACAGAGAACUGCUGUUAUCGAUAUAACACUCACUCCCAGAACUGGAUCUUUAAAUCCGUUUCCUAAAUGCUUUCAAGUUUUACUAUUCAGUGCUACUGGGGGUGCCAGAGUUGAUGAUAUCUAUGGAACUGCCAAUAUCACCAUUGUGUCUGAUUCAAAUUCCCAAGCUGUCUGGGGUCUAGCUGAUCAGUUGUACCAGCCCCUUGAUGAGGAUAUUUUGAACAGAGUCCUCCAGUAUUUAAACAUCAAAGUUGUCACAGAAAGUACAGAAGAGCAGCUUGCUGGUGUGAUGCACAUUAUAAAUAAGAUAAUAUCUGAAGGAGAAAAACAACCACUCACUGAUAAAAGCCGAAAUCUCUUGUAUGAUAUCCUCUGUGCACUUAUUAAUCCCAAACGCAAGGACACUCGAGGGUACAGCUUUCUUGCUGAUGUUACUGAAAAAUUUGCCUUUUCACUUCCUGUUGGGGAAAUAUGUGGAACCCCAGGGGAAAGGGGCAAAACCAUCCUUGACUAUUGUCCUUACAUUGUAAUCAUGGCCCAUCAUUGGUAUCCACAGCAAAUCAAUGGGCACAGGUUUGAUGGGAAAGAUGGUGAUUUUCUUAAAAUACCUGAACACUUGUUGGAAGUUUCUGCCUCAUCUGAUCCUAAAGAUGAGAAUUGUAGUUUCAUUCAAGUCACUGAGUACAGUAGCCAGCAGUGGUUUAUAAUGGGUGAGAAAGGAACUGCUCUCAAAAAUAAGAUUUUUUCAGCAAGUCUGAAAGAUCGAAGUCCACUUUUGUUGAAAGACAACAAUGAGAUCACCUACAGAAUUUACUCUAAAGGCAACCAAAUUGUUCCUCAUAAAUCUUUAUGUCUCCUGUGGAAUCAGGUUGCUGAAAGCUGGUUGUCUGACAGUCAGUUCUGUAAAGUGAUGGAUGAUUCUUCAGAUUAUGUGGAAUGCUCUUGUUCACACAUGUCUAUUUAUGCAGCCUAUGCACAGACAGACAGUUUGUCUUCCUACAAUGAAGCUUUCUUCUCAUCUGGUUUCAUCUGCAUUUCUGGUUUCAUAUUGGCUAUUUUUUCACACCUUUUCUGUACCAGAUCUUCCAUGUUUGCAGCUAAACUUCUUACGCAUAUGAUGGUUGCCUGCUUAGGUACUCAGAUUUCAUUUUUGGCCUCAGCUUACAUAAGUCAGCAACUCUCAGAGGAAAGCUGUUCAGCUUUAGGCUCACUUACACAUUACCUCUACCUUUGCCAGUUCAGCUGGAUGCUUAUUCAGGCUGUUAAUUUCUGGUACGUUCUGGUGAUGAAUGAUGAGCAUACAGAUCGUCGCUACCUAACGUUUUUUCUGCUGGGUUGGGGUCUUCCAGCUUUUGUUGUGAUUUUACUUUUAAUUAUCCUACGUGGAAUCUAUCAUCAUAAUCUGUCACAGAUCUAUGGCCUGGUCUACAGUGAUCUCAGCAAGAAUAACUAUUGCAAAAAGAUGGAAAACAGAACAGAUCCCCCAAUUGGAACAAUGGUUGGAGAAACUGGAAGAGAUUAAAGACAUGGAUAAACUAACGUUUUACCUGAAAGCAAUUAGAGGAGAACCAAUCAAAAAUACAAAGUGGGAAAAACUGGACUUAUACAUUAAGCAAAGGACUUUAAUAGUAAAUUGAACCGGGACUUAGACACAAAGAUAUACCAAAGAAACUGUUCCCGAGUAGGGGAUAGAAUGGAAGUUUUCAACGUACCCCUAACCCUGCCCUGUUUACCCCUGUGUGUCCCUCCCAUCCCCCUCACUCCCCCCCCUAUUCCCCUCCCCAGAUAUACCUCACUGUUAGUCCAAUUGUUACUUUGUUUUUAGAUCGUGUCUAUGUAUAUCACUUACCCUCAAUAAAAAUUUAAAAAGAAAAAAAAAGAUUUAACUGUUUGUUAAAGAAAUAUGUAGGAUUUAUACUUGAUAAAAUAAUUUUCCAAAAAACAUCAAUGCUACCAGAUAAGGUGUAAGACAAUGUGAUCGAAGCCUCACAGUGUCCAAAUGCAACAGAUAAUAACAAUAAAUAUAAUGUAGUACAUUAUCUUUUUAUCAUAUACGGUGCCCCCUUAAUAUCCACUAUGGAUAUUCUCCAUAGAUAUCAAAAUCUGUGGAUACUCAAGUUCCAUUGCAUAUAACGAUAUAGUAAUAUGGUGAACAUUAUGUUAAAUGGGAACAUCAAGGUUUGGAUUUUGGGAAAAUAUUUUCAAACCAUGGAUAGUUGGAGCCUUGGAUAUGGAGGGCCAACUGCUUACAUCACUUCUAGAUGACAGCACCUUGAAUCCAAGGAGUUCCUUCCCUUAGUGGAAGAAGUGUUCACCAUUUUUGGAAACUGCCACCUAUAAGAUAUAGUAAUAUGGUGAACAUUAUGUUAAAUGGGAACAUCAAGGUUUGGAUUUUGGGAAAAUAUUUUCAAACCAUGGAUAGUUGGAGCCUUGGAUAUGGAGGGCCAACUGCUUACAUCACUUCUAGAUGACAGCACCUUGAAUCCAAGGAGUUCCUUCCCUUAGUGGAAGAAGUGUUCACCAUUUUUGGAAACUGCCACCUAUAAGAAAAAGUUUCUUUCAUCUAAGAAGGGAAAUCAUUAGAACUGAUCCAUUUUGUUUUCCUACCAAUAAUUCUGCAAGGACCUCAAUUUUAGAAUUGGGGAACUGAGACUGAAGCCUAUGUAGAUAAUGUAUGCUUCAAACAAAAUUGCAAGCUAUAGUGACUAUAGACAGUUUUAUAGUGACUAUAGACAGACUAUAUGCUAUGCUUAUAGUACAAAUUAGUUCAUUGUGCUGAAGAGCAAGUAGGUCACAGUAGAUCCCUCAACAAUAUAUGUUCUAUAUGUAAUUGUUCACUUAUUCAAUCAGUUCAUUGUGCUGAAGAGCAAGUGGGUCACAGUAGAUCACGACCGGUUUCAAUUAGGUCUUCUUCAAGUGAAUUAAUCUGGGAAAAUUAUAAUGAAUUAACCAAAAAAAUAUAAACAUAUAACAUAUCCACAUAAAUGUCAUUAUAAAUUUGACAUAGAGACUUACAAUAGUACAUUCAUAUGUAUACCCUUUAUGCUCCUCUUUCUAGUUGUGUUUUUAUGUCUUCUCUUUUUUUCUAGAGUGGGUCUAAAUAAAAGGAACAAACAGUGGCUAUAACAUAAUUUAAGAUUUUUAAGUUUCAACAAUUAUAUACAGAACAUAUAUUGUUGAGCUACAGUCAUUUUUGAUGUAUGGAUUAUGUUUAUUACAAUUGUGAAUUCUGAACAUAUUGUAUUUUAUUCUAUAUGAGUUCUUACGUUAUACUUGUUGAUUGAACAUUGCUAAAGCAAUCACUACAUUUGUGGGUAUCUAUUACUUUUGUGCAUAACCAGGAACCCAUUUACUUGAUAUAGUACAAAUUAGCCAUUCUGCACCAUUACAAAAAACUGAUUCAACCCAUAUAUUGACAAUCAGACAAGGUGGCUGUUUUGGGCAGAAAAUGUGCAUUAUCAAAGGUGGCAUAUUGUUCAUUAUUUCCUUUGUGAUUCUUGUGUUUUUACUGGUGAAACGUAUUUUGCAAGCUUUUCUACCUCAUGCACCAAAAUAAUCUGGUUGACCUUAUAUACAGUUCAGGAGAAUGAUAAGGUCUCCUUUGCUGCAUUACCUGGGACAGACCAAUGUUUUAAUCUGACCCUGUGGAUGACUAUGACAAAUCUGUGGCAUUGAUUGUGACAAAAAUGAACGGACACUGUAGAGCUAUAGAUUUGAUAAUGACAAAAAAUAAAGUUGUUGCAAAAAGGAA
This is a messenger RNA of Anolis carolinensis (green anole), 20306 nucleotides long. It is a transcript of the gene adgrv1, whose product is annotated as adhesion G protein-coupled receptor V1. The transcript has 86 exons. The record is from RefSeq and is a predicted model, not a curated record. Gene Ontology annotation, biological process: cellular response to calcium ion; cell communication; visual perception. Lineage: Eukaryota; Metazoa; Chordata; Lepidosauria; Squamata; Anolidae. Gene Ontology annotation, molecular function: G-protein alpha-subunit binding; adenylate cyclase inhibitor activity; G protein-coupled receptor activity. The coding region runs from base 126 to 18077 and encodes 5983 amino acids. Gene Ontology annotation, cellular component: stereocilium; membrane; cytoplasm.